AUGGAGGGAGACCCCCGAACCAAUUACAAGGCCCUCUGCCGCUCUUCUACUACUCCUCGAACUCAUGGCCACCGCCUUCCAUGCUCGUCCUCACAACUUCGUGAUCAGUUUCCGUUCCUUCUCCAUCGUUCAGGAAGCCCCAAAGCAAUGUUAUGCUGGUCCGGACUGCCCAAAGACCUACUCCAGUCGAUCCUUCUGCGUCUAUCGCUCGCCGACCACUUCCGGUUCGCCGGAGUCUGCAAAGAAUGGCUGUCCGUGGCUGCCCAGAAUCGCCCUCCGCCGCUGCUGUGGCUAGCAAUGCGGAGCCGCCACGUCUCUCCCUAUGCACCGAGUUUCUUCAGCCUCCACGAAGGCACCUUCCGCAAGGUCUCAGUUGAUCUACCGUUGUCCCAGCGAAUUGGCAGCAACGUGUGGUUCCACGGAGCUUCCACGGGAUGGCUCCUCCUUUCGGCCUCAGGAGGAGGAUCCCACGGAUACUUUCUGUUCAACCCCGUCACACGUCGGCGAAUCUAUCUCCCGACGGAAUACAACCGCCGGAAAAUCAAACCGAUGUUUCCAGCCGGCUUUCUCUCAGAAGCCGUUCUGUCCUCGCCUCCCACUUCCCCUGACUGCGUCGUCGUCGCAGCAGUAGUUGCAAUGGGGCAUUCUUCCACCUUGGCGUUCUGCAGACCGGGACAAGAGCAGAGAUGGACCGUUUUCUAUCGCCAAGCAAGGAUUCACCCGAAGUUGGUAUUCUGCAAGGGCGAACUAUACGCCCUUGACAUCACGGGGAAGGUGAGGGUCUACACUUUCGAUCCCCAGCCGAGAUUGAAAUUUUCGAUAGCGCUUCCUGUUGGCGAUGUCGAUACUUUGAGAAUGGCUGAAUCGGAUGGGGAGCUCCUGCUCUUCCUAGGCGAUUACCGGCGGGAGAUCUCGGGGUGCAGCAUCUAUAAGCUGGACGUCGACCGGUGGAUUCGGAUCGAGAACUUAGGUGAUCGAGCGUUAUUGUUGGGCCUUGACGGUGGGUUGGAUUCUUUCUCUACGAAGGAUGUCACUGGAACAGGUCUUCGAGGUAAUUGCAUCUAUUAUUGCAACAGAGGGAUGGGAGACGUUGUCCAGGUAUUCUCAUUGGAAGAUCGGCGUUUACAGACACUUCCUUGUCCUGAUGAUUAUCGUGGGGAUUUUGUGGGACUCAGUCUGAGGUGGUAUACUCCCACAUGGUAG
Elaeis guineensis (African oil palm) is the source of this 1203-nucleotide messenger RNA. RefSeq names its product F-box protein At2g26160-like. NCBI's taxonomy places the organism in Eukaryota, Viridiplantae, Streptophyta, Magnoliopsida, Arecales, Arecaceae. Gene Ontology annotation, molecular function: protein binding. The record is from RefSeq and is a predicted model, not a curated record.